This is a messenger RNA of Candoia aspera, 2254 nucleotides long. RefSeq names its product bleomycin hydrolase (gene BLMH). Bases 93 to 1454 code for a protein of 453 amino acids. The record is from RefSeq and is a predicted model, not a curated record. Lineage: Eukaryota; Metazoa; Chordata; Lepidosauria; Squamata; Candoiidae. Gene Ontology annotation, biological process: L-homocysteine catabolic process; response to toxic substance; proteolysis. The transcript has 12 exons. Gene Ontology annotation, molecular function: cysteine-type aminopeptidase activity. Gene Ontology annotation, cellular component: cytoplasm.
GCAACUUCCUGCUUCCGAGGCUAUAUAAGCGCCGCUUCCGGCGCCCGGCUGGUUCGUGGCGGGGCGGCUGCGCUUUGGCCGGGGGGAUCGCGAUGAGCGUCCCAGGGUUAAGCCGGAAGAAGUCCGGUGCUUUCCUCAAAGCCUUGAAGGCAGAGCCUCGCUACCUCCUGGCCCAGAAUGUGGCUACUUCUACAGACCUCCUGGAUGGAACCCUUGACCGGGAGGUGGUGCAAAACACACUGCAAGUCUUUCAGCACGCGGUGCGGGCCGAAGGCAAGCCGGUCACUAACCAAAAGAAUUCAGGACGCUGCUGGAUCUUCUCCUGCUUGAAUGUGAUGCGCCUGCCGUUCAUGAAGAAGCUCAACAUUGAGGAGUUUGAGUUCAGCCAGUCCUACCUUUUCUUUUGGGACAAGAUUGAGCGCAGUUACUACUUCCUGCACGCGUUUAUCGAAACUGCUCACGAGCCCGUCGACGGGCGAUUGGUGCAGUUCCUUCUCACCAACCCCUGCAAUGAUGGCGGCCAGUGGGACAUGCUCGUGAACAUCGUCGAAAAGUACGGCGUUGUUCCCAAGAAGGUUUUCCCCGAAUCAAAUACCUCGGAGGCCUCCAGACGGAUGAACGAGAUUCUGAACAACAAGAUGCGGGAGUACUGCCUACGGCUCAGAAACAUGGUGGAGACAGGGUGCGGCGAGGAGGAGCUUUCUGCCGCAGUGGACACCAUGAUAGAGGAGGUCUUCCGAGUGGUCAGCAUCUGUCUGGGGAGCCCGCCCACCACCUUCUGCUGGGAGUAUUACGACAAGGAGAAGAACUACCACAAGGUCGGGCCGGCCACCCCUGUGCAGUUCUACCAGGACCACGUCAAGCCAGUCUUUGACAUGGAGAGCAAGGUGUGCCUGGUGAACGAUCCUCGGCCCCGAAACAAAUACAGCCAGCUCUACACGGUGGAGUAUCUGGGCAACAUGGUCGGUGGGAGGAGGACCCUUUACAACAACCAGCCAGUCGAGCUCCUGAAAAAGAUGGCGGCGGCAUCCAUUCAGGAUGGAGAGGCCGUGUGGUUUGGCUGUGAUGUUGGAAAAUGUUUUAAUAGCAAGCUGGGCAUCAAUGAUUUGAAGAUAUACAAUCACGAGCUGAUGUUUGGAGUGUCAGUCAAGAAUCUGAAGAAAGAUGAGAGGCUCAUUUUUGGGGACUCUAUGAUGACGCAUGCCAUGGUCAUUACUGCCUUCACAAAGAAAGAAGACCCAGACGAGGGCUAUCAGAAGUGGCGCGUGGAGAAUUCGUGGGGUGAAGACCGUGGGAAUAAAGGCUACCUCAUCAUGACGGACGACUGGUUCUCCGAGUUCGUGUACGAAGUGGUGGUCGACCAGAAGCACGUGCCGGAGGAUGUCUUGGCGGUCUUGCGGCAGGAGCCCUUUUGUCUGCCCGCGUGGGAUCCCAUGGGGGCGCUGGCCGACUGAGUGGUUGGGAGAAGGGGGGAUCGCCCCCCUCCUUCUGGUCAGCCCCACAGCCAGCUGGGGGGCCGGGGGGCCAGGAGCUGCAGCCAAGCCGUCCCCAGGGCCGCAUCCCCGGCCGGAGGGGCUCACGUUCAGCAGCGGGCCUCGGGCCUUUGGAAGAAGCCGUCCUGCCCUGUCUGGGCGCCUGCGUUGGCGUGCGUGCUUUUUGUUGUAACACAGUACGGCCCUUCUUUUAAAAUUGCUUUUAAAACUCGUAUUAAUGCACUCAUUUUAAACUUUGGAAGUAAUUAUUUUGAACAAGCUGUAAAAAAAUUUGGAUAUGGAGUAUGGUUUUGGUGUGACUUUCUCUAGCAUAAGUGGAGCAUGGUACCAUCGUAUUGAGAUGGACUGCUUUUCGGCGCCCCCCCAACCCCCCCCCCCAAGCUGCUUGCCUGCUGGCUGGCCGAAGGAUACGAAUAGGGGUGAUGCUCAUCUGUUUCCCAUCCACCUGUCCAUCUUUUGCAACCAGAUGCAGCUCUGGCCUUCCAUGACCCGAUGGCCUUCGGAUUUCUUGCUGAGAGCCCACCUUAUCUGCAGGUUGCAGAAUAGGGUUUCGAUUGGCUGAUUUUUGCCUUCUGUUCAGCAGAAUUCCUGUUGGUGGGAUCUCCCCUUCCAGCAGGGAGGCACUGCAAACAAUUGUUAAAUGGGUUGGCAAAGGUCCCCAGCGAAAGGAAAACACAGGAAAAAAAAUGCAUUUCAUGUGAAUGCCCUCAACAACUCUAUGGUGCUAUGAAGUAUUUUAAUUAAAACACUUGGCCGAAUGA